Messenger RNA from Nannospalax galili (Upper Galilee mountains blind mole rat), 1980 nucleotides. RefSeq names its product CUB domain containing protein 2 (gene Cdcp2). Bases 229 to 1851 code for a protein of 540 amino acids. The transcript has 8 exons. NCBI's taxonomy places the organism in Eukaryota, Metazoa, Chordata, Mammalia, Rodentia, Spalacidae. The record is from RefSeq and is a predicted model, not a curated record.
GGCACGGCCCAGGGCCCGAGGAGACACAGGUGGGCCAGAGAGGCAGGAAGAAGUGCUUGGUUAAGGCAUCUGUGGGCUUCUUGGCCCCAACGACCUACCACUUCUGCUUCCCAAGUGCGGAGACUACAGAUGUGUACCACCAUGCCAGGCUUAGGACACGGACUUUUGAGGCUCUCAGAUCCCCACCCCUCAACUCAGCAGCCGUGAUAAGGGGACCCCUGUGAGGAGAUGCUGGCAGAACUAGAGGCCUGCCUACUGCUGGCAGUGGCACUGCUGGGCCCAGGUCUUGGGACCCAGGCCAUGGAAGGUAUCAAAUGUGGGGGUGUACUCUCAGCACCUUCUGGAAACUUCUCCAGCCCAAACUUCCCAAGCCUGUAUCCCUACAACACAGAGUGCAGCUGGUUGAUCGUGGUGGCUGAGGGGUCCUCUGUGCUGCUUACCUUCCAUGCCUUUGACCUGGAGUAUCAUGACACCUGUGGCUUUGACUUCCUGGAGAUCUAUAAUGGGGCCUCAGGAGACAAGGGCAACCUGUUGGGAAGAUUCUGUGGCCAGGUGCCCCCGCCACCCUUUACCUCCUCCUGGCAUGUCAUGUCUGUCGUCUUCCAUUCAGACAAACAUGUGGCCAGCCAUGGCUUCUCUGCAGGCUACCAGAAAGAUGUGUGUGGUGGUGUCCUGUCCGGUCUGUCAGGGGUCCUCAGCAGCCCCGAUUACCCCAACAACUACCCCAACAAUGUGGAAUGCCACUGGCUGAUCCGUGCCUCAGGGACUGCUGCUGUCAGGCUGGUGUUCCUGGACUUCCAGGUGGAGGGCAGUGAGGAGUGUGCCUACGACUAUGUGGCUGUGCUUGGAGCACCGGGCCCCACUCAUGGGCACCACUACUGUGGCCGCACCAGGCCCCCCACCCUUGUGUCCCUGGGCCAUGAGUUGCAGGUAGUCUUCAAGUCUGACUUCAACAUUGGAGGUCGGGGCUUCAAGGCCCACUACUUCUCAGGAGAAUGCCAGGAGGUAUACACAGCUGUGCGUGGCAACUUCUCUAGCCCACACUACCCUAGCUCCUACCCCAACAACAUCCAGUGCCACUGGACCAUCCGCCUGCCCCUUGGCUACCGGGUCAAGAUGUUCGUCCUGGACCUGGGCCUGGAAGAGCCUAACAGCCUGACCAGAACCUGUGACUUCGAUCAUCUGACAGCCUUUGAUGGGGCUAGUGAGGAGGCAGCACUGCUGGGGAAGUGGUGUGGCCACCACCUGCCACCACCUGUCAUCUCAAGCCACAACCAGCUCCUGCUUGUGCUGCACACAGACCGCAGCACCUCUGGCAGGGGGUUCUCUGUGGCCUACAUUGGAGUGGUACCUAUCAAUGUGAGCUGCUCCAGGACAGACUUCCAGAUCCUGAUCUCUGCCCAGGCACUGACCCCACUGGAGUGGACCAAGGUUUACCUGGGCAGCCGGAGCUGUACCGCCCAAGAAGUUGGCAGCAACUUCCGGAUCCAGGCCCACUUUGACACAUGUGGCACUGAGUCUCAGAGAAGAAACAACACCUCAGUGAUCGUCAGUGUGCUGUAUAUCGACUUCUCUGUUGCUGGACAUGCAGACAUCCACAAGUAUGAGGUGCGCUGUGAGCCGAGGCGCAAGGAAGCAUCUGUCCACCUGCUGUCAGGCUCCGACUGGCUCCGGCCCUAUGCUGCCACUGCUGAGCACCUUCAGGAGGCACCACCCAGGGAUGAGGAAGAGGUCCUGGAGGGCCCAGGGGCCAUGGUGGCCCAGGACACCAGUGACAUUGUCUUCCUGGGACUCUGCAUCUUGGCUGGAGUCUUCAUGGUCAUUGCCAUUGUGGUCCUGAUGCUGCUGUAAGUGGGUAGGAUGGAGGACCUGGCAUCCCUAGGAGGCAGCUUCAGAAACCAUAGUAGGGGCAGGAUGGGGCUUGCUGACGUGCUGACCAUGGGCAAGUCAUGGUCCUCUCUGAGUCUCUGUUUCUAGGGA